AUGGAAAGGUUCAAUAAAGCGUGUUUGGAAAUUCAAGACCUACCCACCGAGGCAGUCAUCAUGGGAUUAGUAAAUGGACUCAGAGAAGGUCCCUUCUCACAGUCCAUAUCAAAAAGGCACCCCACCUCCCUGAGCGAUGUACAAGAAAAAGCAGAGAAGUACAUCAACAUGGAGGAGAAUGGCAGACUACGAGAGCCGAGUUGGCGGUCCGGGUACGCCCCCUCGACAAAAGAGAAAGAGAGAGAGCCCAAGAAGAAGGAAGAACUCGGCCUCGAUAGACCGAGGAAAUAUCACUCUUAUACUCCUCUAAAGGUUUUCAUGGUGGAUCUAUACAGAGAAAUCUAUAACACUGAAAGGCUGCCGCCUCCCAGGCCCAUUAAAAAUAAAAAGGGAGGAAGCCGCGGCGAUUACUGUGAGUACCAUAAGAUCUAUGGUCAUUCAACAAAUGAUUGCUACGACCUUAAAAAUAGAAAGCGAGAGGAUGGCGACAGAAGAGACCCACCGCCACAAACCCCCGAGAGACACAUACAUAUGAUCUCGGGAGGAUUUGCGGGUGGGGGACUCACCAAGUCCUCUCGCAAGAGACACCUCAAGCGAGUUUACCAGGUCGGGAGUGAAUCACCCGACCUCCCCACAAUCUCAUUCACAAAGGAGGAUGGGCAAGGAGUAAUCCCUGGACAUGAUGAUCCAGUGGUGAUAACCAUGAUCGUAGCCAAUGCCCAUCUCCACAGAACCCUAGUAGACCAAGGGAGCUCGGCAGAUAUCCUUUUCAAGCCCGCAUUCGACAAAUUAGGGUUGGAUGAAAAGGAGUUAAGAGCCUACCCCGAUACUUUAUAUGGAUUAGGCGGCACGCCGAUAAAACCACUGGGAUUUCUACCCCUCCACACGACCUUCGGAAAGGGGAAAAAUCCAAAACUCUGA
Molecule: messenger RNA, 921 nt
Organism: Arachis ipaensis
Lineage: Eukaryota; Viridiplantae; Streptophyta; Magnoliopsida; Fabales; Fabaceae
Source: RefSeq, a predicted model, not a curated record